AUGGUUGGCAUUCGUGAUGUAUUCCCGCCAAAGCCAAGCUUCACGGAGCAGAACCUCGGGAGCCAGGCCGGAAAGGUAUUCCUAAUCACAGGCGCAAACUCAGGCGUCGGCUUCGAGCUCGCCAAGCUCCUCUACCAGAAGAACGGCACCGUCUACAUCGCCGCCCGGUCCGAGGGCAGGAUCAAGGCCGCCAUCGAGAGCAUAAAGCAGGAGUUCCCCUCCAGCACCGGCCGCCUCGCCAGCGUCGUCGUCGACCUGUCGGACCUGCGCACGGUCAGGCCCGCGGCCCAGGACUUCCUGGAGAGGGAGGACAGGCUCGACGUGCUCUUCCACAACGCCGGCGUGAUGCUGACGUCCAAUGAUGCGAAGGGCGCGCAGGGCCACGAGCUGCGCAUGGCCACCAACUGCCUCGGGCCUCAGCUGCUGACGGACUUGUUGGCGCCGCUGCUGGUGCGGACCGCGCGAGCUCAGCCGGCGCGGAAAGACGCGGUCAGGGUCGUGUGGGUGUCGUCGAUGGUCAAUGCGAGUGCGCCGAAGGGGGGCAUCGUCUGGGACGAGGCGGUGAAUAAGCCGAAGGUCCUGCCUGGGGGUAUGGACCAGUACAUGCAGACCAAGGUUGGGGAUGUGUUCUUGGCUCAUGAGUGGGGUCAGCGUCUUGGUUCUGAUGGAAUUGUGAGCGUGAGCUCGCAUCCCGGGCUCGUGAGGACUGAGCUACAGCGUGACAAUAAGGCGAUGCAGACAAUGAUGGGAAUCAUCUUCAAGCCCACCAAGUUCGGCGCCUACACGGAGCUGUUUGCUGGUUUCUCCCCAGAAGUCACAGUCGAGAAGAAUGGAUCCUUCCUGAUCCCAUGGGGGCGCUUCAGCUCGCUUCGAGAUGACAUUGCUGCAGGCACCAGGCCUAAGGGGCAAGAUGGAACUGGGCUCUCGAAGAAGUUCUGGGAUUACUGUGAGUCGGACGUUGGCUCGUUCAAAGAAACUUGA
This is a messenger RNA of Diaporthe citri, 981 nucleotides long. RefSeq lists its product as uncharacterized. The record is from RefSeq and is a predicted model, not a curated record. Lineage: Eukaryota; Fungi; Ascomycota; Sordariomycetes; Diaporthales; Diaporthaceae. The coding region runs from base 1 to 981 and encodes 326 amino acids. The transcript has 4 exons.